CAGCUCGCUUCUCGUUACGAACCAUAGAGCAAAUCUCUCGACCGAGCAGCCCGACACACUUGGAUUCCACACUGUCAACGUGCUCCUUCAGCAGAUAAAUCUUGUAAACAAUGAUGAUCAAAUGCAUCGCUUUAUUUGCCUUGGUGGCUGCUUCCGCAGCGUAUGUUAUCCCUGAGGAUCAAUACCAACAGUAUUUAAUCGUAGGGCAUUACGAACCGCAACAAUAUGAACCUGUAGAUAUUGAUGAACACGUUAGAUAUAGAAGAUCUUUUGCCCCAGGUGCCCCACAGAUUGGGGGCAGCACGGAAAAUCCUUACCCCUGGAGUGUAGGAGGAAACGUUGAUAGAGUUGGAGCUGACACCAUUGCGAAAAUCAAUGCUGGUCACAGUACCGAUCAAACUCAAGUUACUGGAAGUUGGAGUAAAGUUGUUAGAGGCCCAAAUAAGGCUAAACCGAACUGGAGCGUUGGUGUUCAACACAGAUGGUAGAAUACACAAACAUUUUGUUAUUUA
Messenger RNA from Onthophagus taurus, 512 nucleotides. Its product is annotated as rhinocerosin-like. Gene Ontology annotation, biological process: defense response to bacterium. Gene Ontology annotation, cellular component: extracellular region. Lineage: Eukaryota; Metazoa; Arthropoda; Insecta; Coleoptera; Scarabaeidae. The record is from RefSeq and is a predicted model, not a curated record.